GUGUCCGCGUGUUUAGUGUUAUAUAGAGCGUUUUAAGUUAAACAGAGACAGAUGAUGAAGCUUUCUGUGGUAAGAGACACUAAGCCUCUCACUAGAGAAACACCACAAUUUAUAAACUUAUUCAGCAAAAAGCGCAUGUCUCCGAAAAUACAGCGCAUUGUAGGAGUUCUGGAUGAGUGCAUCUAUUCGAUGGAGCUGGUGGCCCUGCUGCCCUCUGAAGAAACGCGCCUCCAGAGCCUCUCUCAGAAACUCAGACCAGAAAUGACCAGCGCCCUCGCCGAGGACCUGCGUCUGGGGAAGGAAUACGAGACCCUGAGCCUGGACCCUGAAGCUGAAGGUCAGGAAGCAGCUGCUGAAGCAGUGCAGACCUCAUUUUUGAACGUUUCACGGCUGCUGAGAUCCUGUCCUUCUUCUGCGGAGGUGGUGCUUAAAGAUAGUGAGCCUUUGAAAGAAGAUCGAAAAGGUGUUCAGGAGAUGUUAGAAUGGCUAAAGGACUACAGAUCCUUCCUGCUACAACAGCUAUACAUGACACCUAGAGAGGAGAGGCUACACCUCCAGCAAAUGCGAGAAGCACCUCUGCGUUACGAAAGCAACCAAGAGGCGCUCGCCGCUCUGGAGAGGGAAAUGGCUGCGACGAUAGAGGCCAUGGAUAAAGAGAUCAGUUGGUUGAGCAAAGUGAUUGAUUGGCUGAAGAGAUCUAUGGACAGGAUAGAGAAACGCGCCGAAGAUUUCGUUGCGCAGAAGAAGAAUAACGCUGAGCGUCGCAACGAAUCACUUCAGAAAACCUCACAGCUGAAACAGGCGCAAAUCCUGGAGGAAAUCAGUCAGCUUGAGCUUCAACUUGAAAGCCUCAUCAAACGCGGCCUAGAAGAUGAGCGGGAGCAACGCAAGCGAUGCACAAAGUUAAGGGGUAUGGUGGAAGACUGGAUCGACGUUUACGAUACAGAAAUAGAACAAAAACAGACAGAGCUGGAGGAAACAACCCAGCUUUAUGAGAUGGAGAUGGCUGAGCUCAGUGAUCUGCAGAAAUAUCAUGCAGUUCGGGAGGUGGAAUACUUACAGGUCGUGGAGAGACGCAGGAUAGAAAAGGAACUAAGGGAGAAGGAGGAGAGAGAAAGGGGGCUGCGGAUUCGUGCCGCAGCCGUUAUCCUCCAGUCCUUCUGGAAAGGGUGGCGCGUCCGCAAAGCCAUGAAGGAGAAAAGCAAGAAGAGCACAGAAAAGAAAAAAGGAAAAGGAAAAGGGAAGAAAGGAAAAGGGAAGAAAGGAAAAUGAGCAUAAAGAGCUCUGCCUCUCCAAAUGUGCGUUUACAGCGCAUUAAGACAUAACGCAAAAAAACGUCUGUCCAGUCAAAUCAAUGAACCAACCAAUCAAUCAAUCAAUCCAUCAAUCAAUCAAUCAAUCAAUCAAUCAAUCAACCAAUCAACCUUCAUUUUAACUCUGGAGUACAUUUCCAAUGUAACCGAGAAUUUACAGUAUAAAAGGCAAAAUAAAUACAUUUAAUAUUGAUAAAUAUAUAUAUAUAUAUAUAUAAACAGUCUUGUCAAUAUAUUCAUUC
Messenger RNA from Astyanax mexicanus (Mexican tetra), 1555 nucleotides. RefSeq names its product dynein regulatory complex protein 10-like. The coding region runs from base 52 to 1272 and encodes 406 amino acids. The transcript has a single exon. The record is from RefSeq and is a predicted model, not a curated record. NCBI's taxonomy places the organism in Eukaryota, Metazoa, Chordata, Actinopteri, Characiformes, Acestrorhamphidae. Gene Ontology annotation, molecular function: protein binding.